This is a messenger RNA of Spea bombifrons (plains spadefoot toad), 3813 nucleotides long. It is a transcript of the gene CNTN2, whose product is annotated as contactin 2. Bases 116 to 3274 code for a protein of 1052 amino acids. Gene Ontology annotation, molecular function: protein binding. The transcript has 23 exons. Lineage: Eukaryota; Metazoa; Chordata; Amphibia; Anura; Pelobatidae. The record is from RefSeq and is a predicted model, not a curated record.
CACACCGAGCCUGCACCCUCCCUUCUUGCUGCAGAUUUCUGUAUGUGAUGAAAAGAUAGAGACAGGCAGAAGUACCCCUUGCUGUGGCACUUCUUGUGACAUUUGGGUAGGUUAUAUGGGCUACCAUUGUCAUCAUUGGCUUGAUCCAUUUUCUUACAGAGGACAAACCAUGCUGCCUCCCUCCUCCAUCCUUCUCCUCUGCUCUGCUUUUCUCCUUUUUCCAGCAGUUAUACAACCUGUAGUGGGGUUUACAGGGGGAUAUGGUCCAGUUUUUGAAGAACAGCCUCAGAGCACUCUGUACUCUGAAGAUUCUGCAGAGGAACAAGUCGCAUUUUCAUGUCGUGCAAGGGCCAUUCCACCAGCUACCUACAGGUGGAAACUAAAUGGAACGGAUUUAAACCUAGUGGCAAACUCUAGUUACCAGAUGGUUGGGGGGAACUUGGUCAUAUCCAGCCCCACACAGUCUAAGCAUGCAGGAAUCUACCAGUGUGUGGCCACCAACCCAAGGGGCACAGUGGUCAGCAGUGAGGCCUUGUUGCGUUUUGGCUACCUUUAUAACUUUUCUUCCGAGGAAAGAGACCCAGUUAAAGUGACAGAGGGAUACGGAGUGAUGAUUCCAUGCAAUCCACCACUGCAUUAUCCAGGUCUGUCAUACCGCUGGCUACUCAAUGAAUUUCCCUCAUUCCUGACCACCGAUUCCAGGCGCUUCGUGUCCCAGGUUACUGGGAAUUUGUACAUUGCACGCACAGAGGCACAUGAUGAAGGGGAAUAUUCGUGCCUUACCACCAGCCAUAUAUCUUUAAUGACAAAGAGUGUGUUCAGUACUUUUACCAAGCUCAGCAUCACACCAGAGGCUGUGCCCCGCAUGUACGCACCAAGCAUUAAAGUUCGGUUUCCUGCAGAGACAUACACCCUUUCUGGGCAGGCAGUAACACUGGAAUGCUUUGCUUUCGGCAAUCCUGUGCCAACUAUUCGAUGGCGGAAAGUUGAUGGCACACUUCCCCCUCGCUGGUUGGAGCCUGACCCUGUCCUGCACAUUGAUAGUGUCAGCUUUGAUGAUGAUGGGACUUAUGAGUGUGAAGCUGUGAACUCAAAAGACCGUGUUACUUAUAAAGGGCGUGUAAUAGUACAAGCCCAGCCAGAAUGGCUUCAGGUUAUCUCUGAUACAGAGGCCAAAAUUGGUUCUGAUCUUAUCUGGAACUGUGCAGCUUCUGGGAAACCACGUCCAACAAUUAAUUGGCUGCGUGAUGGAAAACCACUGACUUCACAGGGUCGCCUUGAAGUGUCCAAUGGACAACUGAAGUUCGCUAAUCUAAGCCUGCAGGAUUCUGGAAUGUACCAGUGUGCAGCAGGGAACAAGCAUGGCACCAUCUACACUAGUGCAGAGCUGACUGUGCAGGCCAUGGCUCCAGACUUCCGCUUGACACCUGUAAAACAGCUUAUACCUGCGGCUCGUGGUGGCGAAGUUAUUAUUCAUUGUAAUCCACGGGCAGCACCCACCCCAGUCAUCCUGUGGAGUAAAGGGACUGAGCUCCUGCAUAACAGCACAAGGGUCACAGUCACAGCUAAUGGGACAUUAAUUCUCAGAAACAUAUCUCGUUCUGAUGAAGGGAAAUAUACCUGCUUUGCUGAGAACUUUAUAGGAAAAUCAAAUAGCACUGGCGUCCUGAGUGUGCGCGAGGCUACAAAGAUCACCCUUGCUCCUUCUGGCUCAGAUAUCAAUCAGGGGGAGAGUGUCACACUCCAGUGUCAUGCCUCCCAUGAUCCUUCUAUGGAUCUAACAUUUACAUGGUCAGUAGAUGGAAACCCCAUUAACUUUGAAAAGGAAGGGGGUCAUUACCAAAGAGCUACAGUGGAUGAAGCUGUUGGAGAUUUACAUAUUAUUGAUGCACAACUGAGGCAUGCUGGGACAUACACAUGUACAGCACAAACUGUGGUUGAUCAAGCAUCAGCCUCAGCAUCACUGCUUAUCCGAGGACCCCCAGGUCCUCCAGGUGGGGUUGUGGUUACAGAUGUUAGUAACACAAGCAUUCAGCUGAGCUGGAGUCGAGGGUUCAACAAUCACAGUCCCAUCAGUCGCUAUACAAUCCAGGUGAGGGAGUCACAAACGGAAUCCUGGAGAACAGCACGGACAGAUCCUCCUACUGUGGAGGGUAAUGCUGAAACAGCCCUUGUGAUUGGCCUCACCCCAUGGACUGACUACAUGUUUCGGGUAAUAGCCUGCAAUAUUUUGGGUGUUGGAGAACCCAGCACUUCGUCUGCUUUGAUCCGCACAAAAGAGGCUGCUCCCAAUGUGGCCCCAUCUGGAGUCAGUGGAGGGGGAGGUGCUCCAAGUGAGCUGACCAUUAACUGGACGCCAGUAAGUAGACAAUAUCAGAACGGAGAUGGCUUUGGUUACCUCAUUGCUUUUAAGAGGAAGAGUGAGAAUACGUGGCACAAGGUCAGAGUACCUGGGGUGCAGUCACAGCACUAUGUGUACAGAAAUGAAAGCAUUGCUGCUUACACUCCCUUUGAUGUCAUGAUUAAAGGGUAUAAUCAGAAAGGAGAGGGACCCUACAGCUUGGAAACCACUGUAUAUUCAGCAGAGGAAGAGCCUGUCGUCACUCCAUCUGAGGUUAAAGCCACAGUCAUAUCUUCCUCGGAAAUUGAAUUGGCAUGGAACUCUGUGCAUCCUGUUAAUGGAGUCCUAUUGGGGUAUGAGAUACGGUAUUGGAAAGCUGGAGAUAAAGAAGCUUCAGCAGACAGGGUGAGGUCAGCUGGCCUGGAUACUGUGGCCCGGGUGAGCGAUCUGAGGGCUGAUACCACAUAUCAUGUCACUGUUCGUGCUUACAACCGUGCUGGUACUGGACCCCCAAGUCCCAUUGCCAAUGUUACCACAACCAAAGCACCUCCGAGUAGAUCCCCUGGAAACAUAUCAUGGACAAUUUCCCGCUCCAGUAUUAACCUCAAAUGGGAUCCAGUGACAGCAUUCAAAAAUGAGUCCGCUGUUACAGGAUACAAGAUGCUGUACCGCCUGGACUCUCAUUCCUCUCCCACCCUCUAUGUGACUAGCAAGACCCGAAUAGAGCUCCCACUGCCUGAGGGUGCCAGCCAUGUAACGAUACAACUCCGGGCCACAGGGAAGGGAGGUGAUGGAGAGCCUUCUGAGGUUCACAUUCCCACAGAUUCAGGUACUGGCAUGAUGGUGGAAAACUCUGCCUCGCAACCAGUGAUUAAAGCUCUGAUUGCAAACACAGCAGUUGUCUUGGUUCUGAUUGGGUACCUUGAAGUUUGAUAUUCCUUACUAAUAAAUCCUUGACCUGAUCGCAAACACAGCAAUUGUCUUAGUUCUGAUCGGGUCGUUGAAGUAUGAUGUCUCUUGCUCUUUAACUCUUUACCUGUGGAAGAAUGAAAGACAGGGCUAUCUCACCUUCUUGGACAACAAACAUGACUAUCCCUAACUUCAAGACAGCAAAUAUUUGAAGGUGAUGGAAAACAAGGGUUUACUCCUUUAUUUGGUAAAAACCCUUUAAUAGUAAAACUGAUGAACCUCCAGGAGUUUUUUUUAUUAGUAAUAAAGUUGGAUUUGUGUUCAGAUGGUUUGGGAAUGCAGCACUUUUCUGAUGUAACACAAGGGGGGGUCGUAUUAAGCCAUGUAUAUGCUUUAUAAAUAGCAAGACUUUUUUGUACAACAUGCUUUGUCUGACCUUUUUUUGUACUACAUGCCUUGUCUGCCCUUUUGGUUGUUUUCUAACUUUGUAAAAACUGUAAGAAAUCAGAAUGAUGUUUCACGGAUCAUGUGAAAGCCAGGACAUCUAAUACAGGGAAAUCCAA